Prunus dulcis (almond) is the source of this 1282-nucleotide messenger RNA. RefSeq names its product syntaxin-51-like. The record is from RefSeq and is a predicted model, not a curated record. Gene Ontology annotation, cellular component: SNARE complex; membrane; endomembrane system. The coding region runs from base 376 to 1074 and encodes 232 amino acids. Gene Ontology annotation, molecular function: SNARE binding; SNAP receptor activity. The transcript is spliced from 6 exons. Lineage: Eukaryota; Viridiplantae; Streptophyta; Magnoliopsida; Rosales; Rosaceae. Gene Ontology annotation, biological process: vesicle fusion; intracellular protein transport; vesicle-mediated transport.
AUGUGUCAAACACUUAAAUAGGGAACACAAGGGGACAUGUAAUUUGGGGACUGCAGAUCCGCUCCCGAUAGAGAUAAAGGCUUCGGCUACUCCAACAAUAAUAAAGACGGUUGGACAGCUCAACGUUUAUACAACGGAGUGUGAAGUACACGUCGGGGUCGGACAAAGACUUCCCUGUGUUGGUUGUGCCGUACGGCGUCGUCGCGGUCGCGGUCGCCUCCAGUUCCAGCUCAAACCCCUUUUCAUUCAUCAAUUUUUAAACAAUUAAACUGUCUCCCUCAUCUCCCUUCUCAUCUAUAUCCUUAUACGACCCCGUUUCGUCACCACCAAAUCCCAUUCUCCGCGACCCACGAUCGCAAUCCCUAAAUUAGUUCAAUGGCAUCUUCUUCGGACUCAUGGAUGAAGGAAUAUAAUGAAGCAACAAAACUUGCAGAUGAUAUCAAUGGUAUGAUAUCUGAACGGAGUACGUUGCCUGCAUCAGGUCCAGACGCUCAGCGUUAUGUGUCUGCCAUACGGAGGAAGAUUACAAUAUUAGGGACUAGACUUGAUAGCUUACAGUCCCUUUUAUCAAAACUCCCUGGAAAGCAGCCCAUAUCAGAGAAAGAGCUGAAUCGUCGGAAGGAUAUGAUCGGAACUUUAAGAUCGAAAGUUCAACAGAUGUCAACAACGCUGACGUCGCACUCUGCGAACCGAGACAGCUUGCUUGGGCCAGAAAUAAAUAAAGCUGAUGCCAUGGGAAGAACAGUUGGUCUGGACAACUAUGGCCUUGUUGGUCUGCAGCGACAAGUUAUGAAAGAGCAAGAUGAGGGGCUUGAGAAAUUGGAGGAGACUGUAGUAAGCACAAAACAUAUUGCAUUGGCAGUCAAUGAGGAACUUGACCUACACGCUAGACUUAUCGAUGAUUUGGAUGAACAUGUGGAAGUUACAGACUCCCGGCUACGGCGGGUGCAGAAGAACUUGGCAGUUUUGAACAAGCGCACAAAGGGUGGUUGCUCGUGCAUGUGCAUGCUUCUAUGUGUUGUCGGGAUUGUGGUUCUGCUUGCCGUUAUAUUUUUGCUGAUCAAAUACUUGUAAUCUACUACCAACUAUAAGUCUAUACAGAACACAAAGACCUCCUGUUUGUGUGUCUUGUUGUGGAGUGCUGUCUUGGUUGUGAUGUUGCAUGCGGCUUUCUUUGGUGUUUAGUUUUGUGAAUUUGUGUGUUGUUAAAAUAAUUGUAAAUUGCAUGGCUCAUUGGCGCCUUUAAGUACGAUAUUUUGUUGAUAAUGUUUUCUGUUUUUAA